UGCUGCGAAAAUCUGAACUGGAUGAUCAACGAAGGGUAUAAUAAUGUCAACUUACUUUGUUUGGAGAACAUGGAAUUUAUACGCUAAUACUAUCAUCUUAAUUGUGAGUACAGAUAUGACAUUCUUGUGCCAUGUCUAAUGAAAUUACAGAAUCUAAUAAUUUGUCAAUUGUAAAGAAUUCCGCUACCGAUCCAAGAAAUCGUCGAUCAUGCCUAGCCAGAACCAAUGACAAUAUUCAUAAUAGCAACAAUGUGAUGACUUUACCUGAAACGAAGUGGGUACAAAUAUUUAUAAAUGGCGAUGAACACUUCUCGGGCUAUAGAUGUGUGGUUAAUAGCAAAUACUACCGUAAUUUGGACAUGUUUUUAAGCUAUUUAACUGAGCGUCUACAACCUAGUUUUGGUGCUGUACGGCAACUGUAUACUCCUGUCAAUGGACAUUCUGUGCUCAAUUUGGAUGAUUUAGUUUCGAAACAGAAAUAUGUUGUUGCAGGCAGUGAAAGAUUCAAAAAAUUAGAUUUGGGGUAUGCUGAUUUUGCAGGAAGAAGAAGUAAGAAGACCCGACUAAAACCCAAGAUCAAACUCAAGGUAUCAAAAGCCAAACCUCAGUACCACAAUGCUUUAGCUAUAUACUUUUAUCAAAAUGGCAACUAUAAAAUGAAACCACAAAAAAUACAUUUUCUUGCUCAAGACCUUGAAAGCUGGGAAACUGUAUAUAAAAAAAUCAAUGAUGUGCUAAAAUGGGGAUCAGUAAAAAGGAUAUGUUCAGUGAAUGGAAAGCCUGUACCAUCAGUUGAAGAUCUUGUUAAUAACCAAUCGUAUGUUGUAGUAGGAAAGCAUGAAGUGUUUAAAGUUGGUCAUUAUGGUUAUAAUCCUCAAAAAUUAAAUUCAGCAAGAGUUCUAUAUCAUCAGCCAUCUCAAAAAACAUCUGUGAUAACAACUCGAUCAUCUGGAAUUCAUUCCCGAUCAUCUGCUCAGUCAUUAAGAGUAAAUCGGUCAUUAUCGAGCUCUAAAAGUAAUCGUGGUACACCUGUAUCCAAAUCAAUACUAAGCAAAAACAUGGACAAAGACCUUAGUAAUGCUUAUGAAAAUUUAGAAAAUUAUCAAUGCUUAAGUGCAUAUGAAGAUUUUGUGCUCAAAACUAACUCAGCCAAAAGUGAUCUAGUCACAAAAAUCAGUUUAGAUUUAGAUGCAGAUUUAGGUGGUAUAUUUCGUUCCAAGAUACAAAACAGCCAGACUGCUGGAGCAACUGAAAUUGAAGAUGGUCCAGAAACGAUUGUAGAUUUACCUGUGGAUUUAUUAGAAGCUGAAGAAAUCGAGGAUGAAAUUACACCAGACAUGGAACGAUCCAUGCAGCAUCUAAAUUUAGAUGUUCCUGAUGAAAUUAUUGCUUUUUUGCCUAGCAUGCAAACGAAAAAUAGUGGAAACAACCAGGUCUCAUCUAACAAACACAAUUUAUCCCAUUCCCAAAAUGUAGAUAUCCGUAAUAUAUUUGUAGGGUGAUUGAAAAAAUUAUAAAGGUGUUUUUACCUUUGAUAAAUUGUAAAAAUAAUGUAUACAUAUAUUAUUGAGUAUUUCAUGUUUUUCAUUUAUGUUCCCUAAAUGUAUACUAUGUUUUUACCUCCUAAGUUCGGUAAUCUACGAGUAUUGUUCAUUUUUUGACUUGAUAUCAUUGUUGCUUUUCCCAGCAUUGUAAAAUGCAAAUGGGAAAUUACUCAAUUUACGAGCCAGAUAGCUUUCUUAUGAAUAGAAAAUCUAAAAAAUAACAAAACUCUGUUUUUAUGACUUUUAAAAUGAAUUUUAAGAAUUUCAUUUACUAAUAUUUUUAACUUUGUUAUUUUACUGCCAACUUAGCCAAUUAUAACAUGUGAAACUCUGCUCAGUUUUUGAUAUGUCGACAAACACUAGAAUUAUCAAGGUAAUAAUAUGAUAUGCUUUAAGAAUUUUUAAAAUUUUUUUCUCUUUAUAUAUUUAAAAUGCGCCUUAUUGAAAAUAAUUGUUAAGAUUUCAUUGAAAAAAAGAUGACUAUGUGAUUUUUUUUCCCCCUAUUCUCUUGACAAAAAUGUGUUUGGGUUGUAACUUAAACUAUUCCACUUGUUAAUGAUUAUGUUAUUACCACUGCAAGUAACUCCUAUC
Argiope bruennichi is the source of this 2135-nucleotide messenger RNA. Its product is annotated as doublecortin domain-containing protein 2-like. The transcript is spliced from 8 exons. Gene Ontology annotation, biological process: intracellular signal transduction. Gene Ontology annotation, cellular component: microtubule; microtubule organizing center. Bases 132 to 1502 code for a protein of 456 amino acids. NCBI's taxonomy places the organism in Eukaryota, Metazoa, Arthropoda, Arachnida, Araneae, Araneidae. The record is from RefSeq and is a predicted model, not a curated record.